This is a messenger RNA of Closterium sp. NIES-65, 924 nucleotides long. The record is from the annotation of a GenBank genome assembly. Lineage: Eukaryota; Viridiplantae; Streptophyta; Zygnematophyceae; Desmidiales; Closteriaceae.
AUGCAGCUCGCAGCUGUGGUGGAGCGCCUUCAACUGCAACCACGGGGUGAUGCAAACAUCGAAAUCAAGGACCCCACGGGUCGUCUGGAGGGCUCGCUGCACUGGAAGGUCAUGGCUGAUGCCGACAACAAGUCGCGGAUUAAGCGAGGAUCUGCUCUUCUACUCCGAAAGGUGGUGGUGUUCAGCCCUCGGAAGGGACUGCAAUAUAUCAACAUCACUCUUGCCAACGUUGUCCAGGUGUUUCCUCCAGACACCCCAAUUCCUCCUGUUUCUGCAUUUCGCCCGUCAUCAUCGGGUCUACCAGCCCAAAGAAACUCCAACGCUGCCGCUGGUGGAACGGCGGGGUUUCCUACACCUUUCACUCCUAAUGUGCCAAACCCCCACUGCAAUACUGAGAUGAUGCCGAAAACUACACCAGCCUACCGACUUCCAGCAGCCACAAUCGAACGAAGGGAGAAGGCGUGGGAUUUCACGUCAAUUGACGCUGAGGAUGCUGACAUCUGCCUCACGCCCAUGGUGCCUGAUGCGGCCUUGGACAGCCACAGAGGAGUGCCUGGGAGUCGUGUCUCGGCCAUACGGGAAGCAAGUGAGGAGGGGCUUCAGCCACGUGAUGUGAGAUCUCGUGAACCUCCAACCACAGAAAGCCAGCGAGGUCUCUCGCCUGGCAUGAACGUCGGCAUCCAUAGACCCUCUGACUCUGUCAGAAUGCACUGCGGGCCUGAUGCACAAGGUGAAGGUGCAGCAGAUGUGGAAACGCGAGGUGUGGAAAGUGGUGGGGAUUGUUUGAGAAGAAAUGUUCACCAAGAGAGGGGUUCUGAAGAGGCGGCAGAUGUUAUGAAGAAACUUGGGUGGGAUGCUGAUGCUUUUGGAGCUUUUUUCGAGGAUGAUGUGGAUGGUUUCUUUGCACCUUUGAAUGGAAACUGA